UUUUUUGCUGGUUCCUCGAGGGCCAUUUGCUACAAUAGUUUACAGUCGCUUGCGUUAGGCUUUACCGUCGAAUUUCCGUAAAGCUUCGGUCUAAUUUAAUGAGAAAACGCAGCACCUUUAUGUACUUCAUGCUAUACAUGCCAAAGCACCCCUGACGUUGGCCUUAUCGACUACAGGUUCGUAAAAUACGUCAUAUUAUCGCUGCGGCCGACACCGCCAGUCCACGGUCUGCGCAUCCAGAGGUGAAAUACCUGUGAUCUGCUACAGCCUAGUGUUCGACAACAAACUGUACAAUGGGCAAAAAGUCUCGCGAAGAUGGGUCCUCAUCCUCUGAGGAAGAAGAGUAUACCGUGGAGAAGGUUCUGGACAGGAGGGUGGUGAAAGGCAGAGUCGAGUUUCUCUUGAAGUGGAAAGGCUACUCUGAGAAGCACAACACAUGGGAGCCAGAGAAGAAUCUGGGUUGCCCCGAGCUUAUUGCUGAAUUCAUGAAAACCUACAAGAAAAGCAGCAGCAGUGGAGGCUCCACACCUGGCAGCAAAUCAAGCUCAAGCUCCAUGGAACGACCUAAAGAGUCUGGUAGCUCAAAGAAAAGGAGCUCAGAUGAUGAGGAGGGGGGGGAGGAGGAGGAGGAGGAGGAAGAAGGUGGAGGUAAACCCAAAAAGAAGAAAGACGAUGACAGUGUUGUUGUUCGUGGCUUUGAAAGAGGACUCGAGCCAGAGAAGAUCAUUGGAGCCACUGACUCCAGUGGGGACCUGAUGUUUCUUAUGAAGUGGAAAGACUCUGAUGAUGCCGAUCUUGUGCUUGCUAAAGAGGCUAAUCAGAAGUGCCCACAGGUUGUCAUAGCCUUCUAUGAGGAACGUCUGACCUGGCAUGAAGACAGUGACAAGAAGGAGAAGGAUGCUGUGAGUGCAUAAGAGAAUCACUUCAGGAGGGAAAUGGAGCUUGUCCACCGCAGGCAUGAGUUUCAGGCAGACAUUUUCCACCCCCCCAAUCAUCACCAUAAACCACGUCCACAUCAGAGUAUAAGGUCCCGAACGCUUGAUAAAAAUCCAUCUGACAAGAGGAGAUGGUGUGGCAGGCUUGGAUGAAAUGCUAUUGUACUGUUGGAGGGUUUAUGCUGUAUUGUUUUAUUGUCUGUUGCAGGGAUAGUUCAGUUGUACUUUUGCUUGAUGAGGUAUCGACGUGCAUGCCCCUAUAACAGGAACCAGCUUCAUACAGAGACAUGUAUUCUCUCAAAAAAUGACUGCCAGUGAGAACACACAUAAAAACAAAUUUUAGCCACUUAAAUUCACUGAAUAAUAUCUAUACCCAAUUAAGUCUAUAACAUUUUAAGAAUAUGUUGGCCAAUUUAUCACUGGGUAUCCUUUUCCUGACUGGAAAGUUUGUGUCACUUUGUAAACUGCUCACAACCUGCAUCAAGGUACAUAGAGGAAGUGAGGAAUUUUACGUCAAGACGCAUUGUUGUUAAUCCAUUUAUGCCUCUAUUAGUCAGUUCAAAUGUGUUAUUUUGUCACUGUGACAAUGUGUCACUACCUCAUAUACACUUAAGAAAACCAGAACUAUCCCUUUAAAAGUCAGGCUAUAGUAUAGCAUCCCUUUUCUUCAAGACCAUUUUUCUCAUCAUUGAAUGAACUUUUUUUUAAUCUCUUGUACAUUUUCACUUUGUUCUGUUUACUGUGAUGAAACUUUGUAAAGUUGUUGAGAAUUGCAGUCAAUUAGUAUCUUUGUAAUGUAGUUAUGAUAUCGUUGUUAACUUUUUAAAUCUCUUUUUAAACUUCUUUAUGCUCUCACUAGUUCAAGUUAAGGACAAUAAAGACAUUUUUGUUUUAAAAAAA
Solea senegalensis (Senegalese sole) is the source of this 1835-nucleotide messenger RNA. RefSeq names its product chromobox protein homolog 5-like. Lineage: Eukaryota; Metazoa; Chordata; Actinopteri; Pleuronectiformes; Soleidae. The transcript has a single exon. Gene Ontology annotation, molecular function: chromatin binding. The record is from RefSeq and is a predicted model, not a curated record. Gene Ontology annotation, cellular component: pericentric heterochromatin; nucleus. Bases 294 to 914 code for a protein of 206 amino acids. Gene Ontology annotation, biological process: chromatin organization; negative regulation of transcription by RNA polymerase II.